Molecule: messenger RNA, 2670 nt
Organism: Vitrella brassicaformis
Lineage: Eukaryota; Vitrellaceae
Source: the annotation of a GenBank genome assembly
CCCUGACCAGGACCGUCCCAAGACUGUGUCUUGUUGGCCUCGGUAUAUCGGUUUGACUGUCUCUUUUGCCUGUUGCUGUUUGCUUACUGUGUCUGGCUGUGUUGUCGUGUCUGCGCCAGAGGCACGGUGACGACUGUGCUGUGGUCUGCUCUUUCUCGUACGUACAAGUCGGGGAGAUUGUGCAUACAGGAGGAGGGAUCAAUCAUAUGUGUAAUGUGCGUGCUGGGUUUGAUCUGAUGUCUGUGCCAUGUGUCUGUUACGUUUCGUUGGGUGUGGGUGGGGGUUGAUGCCUGUCUGUUGCCUCUUUGUGUUGGUCGCUUCUUGUCGUAUCACCGCAUUUCGCGAGACUAAUAGCCGCUGCGGGGAGCUGCAUGUGUUCCGGCUUAGUGCACCCGUGUACCGCCAGUAGGCGACUUGGCACAGACCCAGACCCAUACGUGCAGUUCGAUUCGAGUUAAUCGACGUGUGACCGGCUGUGAAGCACGUCAAAGCAAGAUCUACACACGCAAACUUCCACAUCCAUCGCAACUCAUGUCUCGUAGAUCUCGCGCGUGUAACUUGGUCUCCGCUCGAGCUUUAACUCCUUUUCGGAGUGGGGAUAUGAGGAUAGAUUACCCAGGCCUCCUGGGUGCUUGCCUCCUGGCCAUUUGCUCGGCAGUCCAAGUAGAUCUCUCGUCGGCAGCUUUUCUGCAGCGGAGGCUGCCUGGCGCACAUGGCCAUGAGCGACGCAGGCGCAAACACGCCUGCAACAGGAUGGCAUCCUCAACCCUCCCUGACUGUAAGCACGACAAGCAGUGGCGUGAACGGGUGGACCCAUUGUUUCCGCUUUCUCUUGCUGACAGGUCCUCGUACGCUGUGGAGUGACAUUGAUGUGGAUUAUCUGAGAUCAGGAACGUCAGCACACCCACCAUCGGAUGCUUCCCUGUGGGACCGGCUGCUCAGCCCGCUCGCCGCUUACCCCUCAUCAGCGCAUCUGCGAGAUGCGGCUCCCUUCCCUGCCGUCAUCGAAUCGACAGCCGAGAGGAACACCGAGGGCGCCUCCUUCUUCAUGCGCAACCGUGCAGCCAUUCUGGAGCAGCUGCGCAAGAGCGGUGCAGUGUGGCUCCGGGGGUUCGAUCUCAUGGAGACCGAGUGCGGCUUCCAGGCGAUGUAUGAUGCCCUUGGCCUGGUGCCUUGCCUGGACCCCAUCCACAGCUCUGGCCUGCGCAAGAUGGUUGCGCCCAAGCAGGCCGUGUAUGAGACCGUCAACAAGCCCUCGCUGUCCAAGCAUUAUGUUGGGAUGCACAAUGAGUCCACCUUCAAGAAGUCCGCCGUGUUUGGGGCCUUCGUCUGCUUCCGGCCUGCGAGGGAGGGAGGAGAGUUCCUAGUGGCUGAUGGAGCGGAGAUCCUCAGGCGACUUGACCCUGAUGUGGUGGCAUCUCUGUGCAACAAGAAGAUACGCAUAUCGGUCAGACAGAUCUGUCCACAGAGAGAGAGAGAGAGAGAGAGGGGGAGGGAGGGGUGUCAUGCGGUCCGUUUUGUGUGUGUCUGCAACAGGUUACAAAUCUGGACUUCCCCUUCCUCUCCAGGCUACCAGCGCCGCUGCGGACGAGUGUCAAGGGCCUUCUGCAGGACCUCAUCUCAAGGCUGGUGGCCCCGAAAUUCGACAUGGAACUUGAAAUGGUACGGCCGCCACACGUGUGGCGUUGGUUUGGCGGCCUCAGGUCACUGCGUUUCUGCAUGCGUGUGUGAAGUACAGGUGUGGGGUGCUGACGGUGUGCCGCAUCGAUUGCAGGCCAUCGAGCCGAUGCAGUCGCCUGUCAACCUGCACCCCAUCACCAAGAGGCCCCUCUGGUUCUGCAACAUCCACAACCACUCACGCUGGCUCAGGUCAGCACAGCACAGCCCCCGCACGACAGACAGGCACACAAAGCAAAUGACGGCAAAAUGCACUGAGAUAUUUCCCUCUUAUCCUCUUUCCCGCUUCCCUUCUGUCAGGGAUCGGCGGCCGUGCACAGUGCCUGAGGUCGGCAUGACCGAAGUCUACCACGGCGACCUCUCACCCAUCCCUUCCGAGCACGUCGAGCACAUCGAUAAGGUCACCAGGGAGUGCAUCGUCGAGAUACCCAUGCAAAAGGGCGACGUCGUGCUGGUCGACAACUACCGGACGCUCCACGGCCGCAACAUCUUCGACGGCGAGCGGAUGCAUGCCGUCACGUGGUUCAAGGGCGUCACACCGGGCGAGGGGGCCUACUUCUCGGUGGAUACAAAGCGUGAUACAGCAAGUGGCGAGGGCGUGCGGGGAAGCGGCGAGUAUGACUUCACGGCUGGCGAUCUGCUGAACGAGGCGAUCAACAAGUUUUUGGUCAAGUGACUGGUCUAUGAAGAACGCCGUGCUGUGCUGCCGUUUGCGGCUGUGUUUGUGUGUGGUCUGAGGUGUGUGGUCUGAGAAUGAAGUCAAGUCUUUUACGCUGACUCUCUUCUUACACUCUGUAUGACUGCGUGUGCUUCGGCGGGGCCUUAGUGCCAUCCAUAUAUGGACGACGCCCAAGCACUCGUCAUUUUUCACUUUGUGUGGAGAUAGAUGCAUACGUGAGAUGCGACAUUAUAUCGUGGGGCUCUCCAGUUGACCCCCCCGACCAGCCAUUCCCAGGGAAGGACCGCAGCUAAACAUACAGAGGAAAAAUGUGG